Heterobilharzia americana is the source of this 489-nucleotide messenger RNA. The record is from the annotation of a GenBank genome assembly. Lineage: Eukaryota; Metazoa; Platyhelminthes; Trematoda; Strigeidida; Schistosomatidae.
AUGUCCACGUUUACGUUUUUAUCUCGUGCACUUCGGCCACCAACUAGAAUUCCUGUAGAAUCACCGGACUGUUGUAUAAGCCUGAAGUUAAUGCGUCUAUGUGGUUUGAUCUCUUCCGAUUCCAAUGGUGUUCAUGCCUUCCGACCUGAUUUAUUUCGUUCUCUGCGCAAACUAGAAAACUUAGUUGAUGAAAAGAUGAUAGAAUUAGGAGCUCAGCGGAUUCUACUGCCUACAUUGGGCCCAAGAUAUUUAUGGGAAAAGUCUGACCUUUACACAUUUGAUACUUGUGCUGAAGCAGCUGGAAAGACGUAUAUCCGCAUGAAAACUGCUUAUAUGGAACUCUUCAAUAGUCUUAAAUUGCCAUUAAUAAUAGCUUGCGCUGAUCCAGGCAACGUUGGAGGGGAAGUUUCGGAUGAGUUUCACAUCCUUCUUCUGUGGGGAGGACAAAAUACUAGCGUGUCCGGAGUGCAACUUGAAUAUGAAUGCUGA